UUUAUCUCAAAGUUAACAAAGCAACCGUGAAUAUGCUGCGUAGGGUUGAGCCAUAUGUUACCUAUGGGUACCCUAAUUUGAAGAGUGUAAGAGAAUUGAUCUACAAGAGGGGCUUCAGAAAAGUUAACAAGCAGAGAAUUGCUUUGACAGACAACUUUAUUAUUGAGGAGACUCUGGGGAAGAAUGGGAUCAUUUGCAUCGAAGAUCUGAUCCAUGAGAUAAUGACUGUUGGACCUCUCUUCAGGGAGGCAAACAAUUUUCUAUGGCCUUUCAAGCUCAAAGCUCCCCUAGGUGGUCUUAAGAAGAAAAAAAUCAUUAUGUUGAAGGUGGUGACGCUGGCAAUAGGGAAGAUUACAUAAAUGAGCUUAUUAGAAGGAUGAAUUAGUUUUUUUGUCAUAUCAUCGUUAGUAUAAAUUUUGAAUUUAGAGGUCAAGACCCAAGACAUUACUUUUGUUUAUGCAUUUAUUAUUUUGAAUGAUGUUUGAGCUUAUUGAGAUAUUAAUUCAUUGCUUGCAAUGCAAGGAAAUGAUCCUUAGUUUUUCGAGA
Molecule: messenger RNA, 546 nt
Organism: Cajanus cajan (pigeon pea)
Lineage: Eukaryota; Viridiplantae; Streptophyta; Magnoliopsida; Fabales; Fabaceae
Source: RefSeq, a predicted model, not a curated record